AUGGUGCUUGUCUCCGCGUAUUUCAGUUUUGUGGCAUCCCUUUCGACUGUUCCAUUGGCUCUUGCCGCUGCGAAGUGGAGGUACAACGGGACAGGAUCCAUCGUUGUAGGAGAGGAAUGGACAGUUCCUGAACUCCUUUAUCAGAUUUCUCCUGUGGUUGUUUCUCCCUUUCCCGGUGGCACACAUGCCGAGCUGGUGUCAAAUCUUCUCGACGUCCACAACCAACGUCUAGAUAUGAUGGAUGCCAACCAGAUUGACUUCAUGGUCUUAGGAUGCAAUUCACCAUGCAUCCAGGGCAUAACCGAUCCUGUCACCGCGGCGAACACGUCUGUAUACGUCAACAAUCAGCUCGCAGCCUCAAUCUCGAACAACACCGAACGGUUCGGAGGAUUUGCCUCUUUGGCUAUGCACAACGCCUCCUUCGCUGCUCUAGAGCUUAAACGAGCUGUGAAGGAGCUCGGACUUCUCGGAGCCAUGAUCCACGGCUACCAGCAGUCCGGGCCAGAUGGACAAACAUUCCUCUACUAUGACCAGCCGGAAUACGACGUUUUCUGGAAGAUGGUUUCGGAUUUAGACGUUCCAGUAUAUCUUCAUACCCGGCUAGAUGCCCAACCUAUCCUCGAUUUACUAUACGCCCAUGCGCCCUUCCUGAGAGGCGCCCCUCAAGGAUUUUCAGCCGGUGCAGCUGCUCAUGUUCUUGGACUCUGCGUGAAUGGCAUUUUCGACCGCUUCCCUGACGUGAGACUUAUCGUCGGUCAUAUGGGAGAGAGGAUACCAUCUGACCUCUACCGCAUUGACACAGAAUUCAGCCACACAAAGACAGCCAUGAAGGAAAACAUAACAACCUACUUCAAGACAAACAUGUACAAAACCACCUCAAGCGACUUCUCCACAAGCCUUCUUAAGUUCCACACGGGCGAGAUAGGCCUUGAUCGUAUCAUGUAUUCGACCGACUAUCCGAAAGCGUAUCCACCCGAUGGCACUGCGUGGCUGAACUCCUUGCGCACCGCGUUGAGUAAACACGAGUUGGCUUCGUUGAAAAGAGAGGUAGCUAUCAAGGUUCUACGUCUCAAUAACUAG
Messenger RNA from Cyclocybe aegerita, 1080 nucleotides. Lineage: Eukaryota; Fungi; Basidiomycota; Agaricomycetes; Agaricales; Hemipholiotaceae. The record is from the annotation of a GenBank genome assembly.